Molecule: messenger RNA, 1068 nt
Organism: Phytophthora sojae
Lineage: Eukaryota; Oomycota; Peronosporomycetes; Peronosporales; Peronosporaceae
Exons: 3
Coding region: 1-1068 (355 amino acids)
Biological process (GO): rRNA processing
Cellular component (GO): nucleus
Molecular function (GO): 3'-5' exonuclease activity; nucleic acid binding
Source: RefSeq, a predicted model, not a curated record
AUGGGCGGCAAGAGGAAGCGUACGGAGGGCUCUGCACCGGCGCAGGCGGGCAGCGGCAAGGCGAACGGCAAGGUGCACAAUGGCAAGAAGAAGCACAAGGUCGCAGCCGCGAAGAAAGUGAGCGAAUCCGCGCCCCAGAAGACGCAGGAGAAGGCCGCAAAGGCUGUGAAGCCCAUGGUGCUGGCCAACUCCAACUGGCUGGCGCUCAAGAGCAAGAUCCAGCAGAAGGACCAGCGCCACAAGGGCGGCAAGGUGCCCGAGAAGAAGCACGACCUGGACGUGAAGGCCCAGAAGCAGCGCGCCAAGCAGGAGAAGCAGGCCAAGCGCAAGCAGCAGCGCACCGCCGAGUGGGUGGACAACUCGCUCAUCGUGGGCAUGGAUUGCGAAAUGGUGGGCGUGGGCCUCUCGGGCAAGACGAGCGUGCUGGCGCGCUGCAGUAUCGUGGACUACAACGGCAACGUGCUGUACGACAAGCACGUGCGCCCCGUGGAGAAGGUCACGGACUUCCGCACGCACGUGAGCGGCAUCAAGUCGAGCUCGCUGCGGCACGCCAUCCCCUUCAAGCAGUGCCUCAAGGAGGUGGGCAAGCUGCUGCAGGACAAGAUCAUUGUGGGCCACGCCCUGAAGAACGACUUCCAAGCGCUCAUGUUCACGCCGCCUAAGCACCUCAUCCGAGACACGGCGUACUACCGACCGUACAUGCGUCGCAAGAUGAACGGAACGAAAUUGUACCCGAAGGCACUGAAGGUCUUGACGGAGGAAGUGCUGGGCCGACAGAUUCAAACAGGACAGCACGACUCCGUUGAGGAUGCUCGUGCGACGUUGGAGCUGUACAAGCGUGAGCAGUACGCGUGGGAGAAGUAUCUGCGCACGAACAAGAGCAGCAGCUCGCUGGUGGGCGUCGCGCCCGCUCUGCCGGAGAAGGACACGGAGGAGGACGCUGUCAAGCCGCUGCCCGCCGCUGCCAAGGCCCACCUAGACAGCGACGACGAGGAGAUCAGCACUGGACGAGGCGCCAUGGCCGUCCCGGACUCCAAGGAGCUCGCCAUGAUGGAGUACGGCGAAUAA